AUGCCCACUCAAGCUCAGGCCGUCACGGUGUCUUUGGAUGAUCUCAAAAAUGAUAACAUAUCGUUCGACACCCUUCAAGAGGCAUUCGGCCCCGACUCCCUCGGCAUCUUGGUAGUCAAAGACAUGCCAUCAGACUUUACCUCCAUGAGACGUCUUGCCCUCUCGUACGCCUCUUACCUCGGCAACCUACCCAGACAAGACCUAGAUGCCCUUGAGAAUCCGGAAGCCAAAUACCUGACAGGCUGGUCCUUGGGAAAGGAGACCCUUCGCAACGGCCAGGUAGACACCAACAAGGGUUCCUACUACGCCAACUGCGCCUUCUACGUCGAUCCCGCUCUCGAAUCCGCCGCCCCGACCGCCACCCUGGUCUCCCCCGCCGCCUUCCCCGAGUACCUCUCCCCGAACGUGUGGCCGGCCGAGGAGGCGCUUCCCGGCUUCCGCCCCGCCCUGACGUCCCUGUGCGAGCUCAUCAUCGACGUGGCCGUCCUCGUCGCCCGCGCCUGCGACCGCUUCGCCGAGCGCGACAUGCCGGGCUACCCACCCGGGUACCUCCAGCGGGUCGUCAGCACGAGCACCACCACCAAGGCUCGUCUGCUGCACUACUACCCCCAGGGCCCACCGUCCGGGCCGGUCGGGGAUGGGGAGGUGGAAGCCGAGGUGAAAGGCUCGGGCCCGGACUCGGGCCCGGACUCGGGCCCGGACUCGGUCUCGGACUCGGACGACUGGUGCGCGACCCACCUCGACCACGGCUGCCUCACCGGCCUCACAUCAGCCAUGUUUAUCGACGAGGCCGUCUCCGCACCCCGCUUCGCCCCGACGCCGGGAACGAGGUCGCUGCCCACCCUCGACGAGCUCGCCGCUUCCCCCGACCCCAGCGCAGGCCUGUACAUCAAGUCCCGCUCGGGGGAGACCUUUCAGGUUCGCAUCCCGCGCGACUGCGUCGCUUUCCAGACAGGCGAGGCCCUGGAGCGCAUCACCCAGGGGAGGUUCAAGGCCGUCCCGCACUUUGUACGCGGUGUGAGGGCCCGUCACGGUCAGGCGGGGGGGGACGCACGUUCGCUCAUCGCCCGCAACACCCUCGCCGUCUUCACCCAGCCUAACCUGGACGAAGAGGUUGACAUCCAGCAGCAUCUGACCUUUGCAGACUUUGCCAGGGGUGUCGUCGCCAAGAAUACCGUGUCGGACUAG
Molecule: messenger RNA, 1188 nt
Organism: Geosmithia morbida
Lineage: Eukaryota; Fungi; Ascomycota; Sordariomycetes; Hypocreales; Bionectriaceae
Exons: 3
Coding region: 1-1188 (395 amino acids)
Source: RefSeq, a predicted model, not a curated record